Molecule: messenger RNA, 1080 nt
Organism: Protopolystoma xenopodis
Lineage: Eukaryota; Metazoa; Platyhelminthes; Monogenea; Polystomatidea; Polystomatidae
Source: the annotation of a GenBank genome assembly
AUGACGAGCAAACGUCUAUCGAUUCGUCCCAUGCCAUGGCUCCUACAAGUCUGGAUGUCCAACAGUGUUGUAAAACGCGUCCUGAAAAUAACUACAUUGCAACUUGCUCGGGGCCUGGUGAAGCUGUCCACUCGAAUACUGUUGAGCUACAGUAUGCAAGCUCUAAAAAAGGGAGACCUCAAUUCUAUCAAAAAAGGCACAACGGAGGUGGAGAAAAAGGAGCCUAUUGAAAGGGAAAAGGAUGAACUGGAAAAAGCUUUUGGGGAGGAAAAAAUGGCUAAAGCAACGAAAAACAAAAUGGACGGAAAAGAAGUGGAAAUAGUGACGAAAAAAAAUAAGGAUAAGCCCAUCGAAGAGGAGAAUACUAAGGAUAAUGAUGCAUUUGAAAAUGAGGAUGUUCAUAUAAGUAUGCGAGACACGGAUAGAGAAGAGAGGCAACACAAAGAAGGUGCACAACAGGAAGAUAAUUACAAAUAUUUUGGUAACUCGUCACCCCUCAAUUUCGCAAAUCAAUUUAGUCAGCCAGACACAGAAUUUAAGCUUACAUUAGAUGAUCUGGACUUGACACAGGACUUGUUAUCACCUGGCUUUCAAAUGACCAAGUUUAUCGACUGGUUAACCACGGCCCAGCGACACGCAUCGCGGCAAGUGGCCAAGUUACAACGACAAUUCUUGCUAAAACCAGAAACAUCACUUGACUACUGCUCUUCAGAAGACCAUGAGCUACUUGCUGAGCUUUCAGCCUCAGAAGAGGCACUGCAUCGUCACACUUGCAACCUGGAUUUGGUUGAAAAGUGGUUGCGGCGACAGCGAGCACUGACAGCUGAAUGGUGGACUACAGGUUCAAAAGGACUCAAUCCGCGGCAGCAAACACAUGAGAUCCAAUACAAUCCCGCCAAGACAACAGAGGAAAAGGUGGAGCAAGUUGAAUUUCGAUUAGGCGAAGAGGAGCUGGAGCAGUUGCAGAAGGAAUGUCGUACUCUGCACAUGAUCACCUUGCAAUGGGCAAACGCUCUGAUGAAAGUAGGUUUUUUUAUAUCUAGUUCUCAUUAUUUACCCUUAGAGGUUAUGAGGAUUUAA